Molecule: messenger RNA, 2165 nt
Organism: Aureobasidium pullulans EXF-150
Lineage: Eukaryota; Fungi; Ascomycota; Dothideomycetes; Dothideales; Saccotheciaceae
Exons: 2
Coding region: 214-2094 (626 amino acids)
Biological process (GO): proteasome-mediated ubiquitin-dependent protein catabolic process
Cellular component (GO): nucleus
Molecular function (GO): ubiquitin protein ligase activity
Source: RefSeq, a predicted model, not a curated record
GUUCAAAGGCGGUAGUUUCUUUGCGCAACAUUAUCACAUAUUCAACUGAAGGACGUGGUCGUGCUUACUGGGUAGAGUGAAGGUCGACAGAGUUCCCCACGGUGUCUUCCGGGCCUAUCGACGUGACGCUGUUCAGGAGCCUACAAAGAUUCAGCAACCACCAUCAGCUCGGCAUUUGUUGAUCAAAGCCGGCCACACGACUUCCUGCCACACAUGCCAACACUCAAGCGCGACCGUUCAACCAUGAGUGACGAAGGUUCAAGGAAGAGGGCCAAGACGUCUCCGUUUGAUGAUACUCCAGCUGUCCAGCCACCGAUGGAUAUGGAUACCAUCACUGAGGAGGUACUCGUGAAACCUGCCGUCGACGCCCCUCCAUCACAAGAGCUUCAGACGCUUCAGAUACUUCGAGGCGACUUUGACGAUUUGCGACAACUCAUUACCUGCAAAGUCUGCGAGCGUCUACUGUACGAACCCUACGUUAUCUCCUGCGGCCACACAUAUUGUUACAGCUGUCUAUGCACAUGGUUCGCCACCAGCAAGAAGAAGACAUGUCCCAACUGCCGCGACGUCAUAACCCAGCCUCCAGCUCCUUCCUAUGUCAUCAAGGAAAUGGCCAACAUCUUCAUGCGUCGCCACGAUCUUCUACCCGACGGCGAAACCAUCGAACAACACGAACAAUGGAAGUUUGAAGAGGCGGAUCUAGUGCGCAAGGAUAAGAACAACACAGAUCCUCGGACCGGCGGUCUCUUUAGGGGCGUCUUCAAGCCUCGUCGUCCUAGAGUACACCCUAUCCACGACCCCAUCGACCACAUCGACAGAUGUCCGGAAUGUAACUGGGAGGUCGAACGUGGCUUGUGUGGACAGUGUGGCCUUCUCAUGGACCGCAAUAGCGACAGCGAAAGCGACAGUGACGAUGACAGUCUCUCAGGCUUGAGCAACGAAGAAAUCUCAGACGACUUUGAAGACGAGGACCUUGACGCUAGUGCCGUCUAUGGUGAAUUCGACGAAGACUUCGACGGACAAGCUCGCGAAGGAGAACCGCAUCUGGAUUUCGGCUCGGACCUAGGAAGUGAAGAAGAAGCCCUCGCGCAAAGAGAAUUAUGGCGACUUCUCGUACGAAGCGGUCGACUACCCAGAAAUCUGCCUUUCGAGCAAUUCGCUCGUGACGGAAGAAGACACCGCAUUGUGGAUAGCGAAGCAGAAGACGAAGACAUGGGCCACGACUUGAAUGAGGAAGAUGAAGACGAUGAUGAAUCCGGCUCAAUACAUGACUUCCUGGACGAUAGAGAUGUCGGCGAGAUUACCGCUAUGACCAUCAGCUCACCUACCAUCGAAGAGCGCACACCAGCUAGACCGAGAAACCGCCAUCGACACGAACAACAAGACCACUCGGAUUCUGAAUCAAGCUCGGAUUCAGAUUCUGACUCCGAUUCUGACGGUGUGCGCCACAAUCCUCAAUUCCAUCGUCCUCAGGUUCCUGUAUACACGAUUCACGACGAUGAUGACGAUGACGAAGAAGAAGAAGAAAUACGACCUAUACGCCGCCGAGCUGUACAUCACAUAGCUUCCGACAGCGAUGAUAGCGAUGACGAACCAAGACGCAUCUCAACACAUUUCCGCCAGCAGCCCGCAUCGCGUAGAUCGCAGCCACCCGUCCUAGCACGUCGACCACGUCCCUUGGUCAUCGAUAGCGAUGACAGCGAUAGCGAAAGCUCCACAACAGCAGACGGCAACUCACGACCUCCCAUCGAGAUAUCCGAUGACGAAGAUACCGAAGCUGCUUUCUUCCAAGCCCAACGCAAUCGUAUCCGCAAUCCCAGUCCCGCCGCAGCAUCAGUCGGUUCAUCCGACCGUAGCAGUGUUGACGAUGAAAUCGAACCCGAUGACUACAGCAUCGAUGGCCAUGAUCUCAAUGAAGGAUUCGAAGGCUUUGAAGGCGCUUCCACGUCUAAUGGAGGAUUCUCUCCCAUACAGAGUGGAAGUGAAGAUGGUGCUCCUCAGACUGGUAUGGAUUACUUCAACGUCUACGGCGAUGAGGAGGGUAGUGGAGAUCAAGACGAGGUUGAUGAGGACGAAGACGAGGAUGAAUACUAGAGAUACCCCGGUAGCAGCUGUCGUACCAAAUGAUGCAUUUGAUAUGCAAGUUCUUUCUAUCAUGAUCUGGC